Erpetoichthys calabaricus (reedfish) is the source of this 4998-nucleotide messenger RNA. RefSeq names its product anion exchange protein 3. Gene Ontology annotation, cellular component: plasma membrane. NCBI's taxonomy places the organism in Eukaryota, Metazoa, Chordata, Cladistia, Polypteriformes, Polypteridae. The record is from RefSeq and is a predicted model, not a curated record. Gene Ontology annotation, molecular function: solute:inorganic anion antiporter activity; monoatomic anion transmembrane transporter activity. Gene Ontology annotation, biological process: bicarbonate transport; transmembrane transport; regulation of intracellular pH.
CUAGUCUGUGUGACUCAACAGUAGCGGAGAUGAGGCGAGUGAUGCUCGAGAUCACAUGACCAGAGCCGGCGGCACGGGCACAGCAGCUGCUGGAAGGCGGCGAGCCUCUCUCGCUAUGGAGCAUCCCGAGUGCCAACACUGCUGCUGCUGCUGCGCUCUCUGACUGGACGGUCGCACCCCGACACGUACCGAAGGGACAGCAUUGCAAAGUCACAGGUUAUGCCACCCCACAGGUUCACUGGAAACCCAACAGUAAAAGAGAAGGGCUGAUUCUUGCCCCCUUCCCCCAAAACUCCACACUUCUUUUGGUGUUCUCCAUCCAAUCAUGGCUGCUGGUGGAGAUGGGAGUGACAAUUUUACUGCUGUGGAUCAGGUUCUUGCUGAUGGCGAUAAAGACUCCCUAAAAGGGCAAGAAGAAGUUUGGGAAAAAGCCUUGUCUGUGGAAAGAUUUGGAGAUCUUAUUUCUGAAUCCUCCUCCCGAAAUGCUGAGAAUAUGGGGCGCAACUACAACGAGAAGGACUUUGAGUAUCAUCGCCACACUUCUCAUCACACCCACCAUCCCCUGUCAACCCAUCUUCCUCCAACCUUGAGAUUUCGAAAGCGAAUGUUUCACUUUGACAGGCGUAAGAAAAAGAAACGGAAGAAAAAAAAGACUUCAGUUCCACCCUCUGAUGUUACACCCACCAUCCAAGAAGUAGAUGAAGAGGAGGCAGAGUCAGAGGUAGAUGGGCAGGGUCGAGGGAUUGAUCCCAGCCCAGAACUCACAGAGAAACCAAAGUUCAGCAUUGGCAAUGAAGACGAUUUUGUCCAAGCUCCGGCCCUUGAGACCUUCCACCUGGAGAAUGAGUCCACUCCUUCUGCUGAGUUUCCUGUAACUGCCAGCACUCAUAAGGAUGAAUUUGACAUUUUUGAAAGAAGUGAAGAUUUGAGCCGAUUUUCAUCUGAUUUUACCACAAGAAGCUGGUUUAGGAGGAAGCCUCUUCAUCGGUUUACCAGUAACCAGAGAGCCAGCUAUGACCUGAGGGAACGAAUUUGCAUUGGAAGUAUGACAGCAAUGGAGACCGCUGUCUACCAGAAAGUCCCUACAGAUGAAGCAGAAGCCCAGAUGCUGGCCAGUGCUGACCUUGAUGACAUGAAAAGUCAUAGAUUUGAAGAUAACCCUGGAGUUCGAAGGCACCUAGUAAAAAAAUCUUCACGCAGCCAGAUCACGCGAUCCAUUAAGAAAACCUCACCAGUCAAUUCUAGCAUUAAGAAAAAAAAGAAGACAGACCGAAAACCUCAUGAGGUGUUUGUUGAACUGAAUGAGCUUAUUUUGGAUAAGAACCAAGAGAUGUGCUGGAAGGAGACAGCUCGCUGGAUCAAGUUUGAAGAGGAUGUUGAAGAGGAGACAGAUCGCUGGGGAAAACCCCAUGUAGCUUCCCUGACAUUUAGAAGCCUGUUGGAACUUAGAAGGGCAAUCACCCACGGUGCUGUUCUUCUUGACCUGGAGCAAACCACAUUGCCUGGAAUAGCCCAUCUUGUGGUUGAGACAAUGAUCAUUUCAGACCAGAUCAAAGCAGACGACAGAGCCAAUGUAUUAAGAGUUUUGCUAAUGAAACACAGUCAUCCUAAUGAUGAGAAGGAAGCUUUUUUCCCACGAAAUCAUUCUGCCACCAGCAUGACCUCCAUUUUAGCUAGCCACCACCUAAACCACAAUCAUGCAAUGGAGACCUGCUUGCCUUUAGUGGGAGAAGAGAGGAUUGAACUACACGACACUAAGUCACAGGAAUCUGAAAAGGAGAAAUGUACACAUCACCAUAAUGCAGAAGGACAUCGAAACAGAUCUAUAAAGCUCUUGGAAAAGAUUCCAGACGAUGCUGAAGCUACUGUUGUGUUAGUUGGUUGUGUGGAGUUCUUGGAGCAGCCAGCAAUGGCAUUAGUGAGACUCAGUGAAGCUGUUCUCCUUGAGUCUGUCCUGGAGGUGCCAGUUCCAGUGAGGUUUAUUUUUGUGUUGUUGGGACCAAGCCAGUCAAAUAUAGACUACCAUGAGAUUGGCCGCUCCAUCGCAACACUUAUGUCUGAUAAGCACUUCCAUGAAGUUGCUUAUUCAGCUGAUGAUCGCCAGGACUUACUGAAUGCCAUCAAUGAGUUCCUAGACUGUAGCAUCGUUAUUCCACCACUGGAAGUGGAUGGGAAGGACUUGUUGAAGUCAGUUGCCUCCUUUCAGAAAGAAAUGCUGCGCAAGAGGAAGGAAAGAGAAAAUAAGAAGGCAACAAUUGUGGGCCUGGAACCUGAAAUCAAAGAUAUCAAUGAAGAGGAGCAAAAAGAGGAAGUUGAAGAUGACCCCCUGAAAAGAUCAGGGAUUCCCUUUUGGGGGCUGGUCCAGGAUGUGAAGCGACGGUACCCCCAGUAUAUGAGUGAUAUUCGAGACGCUCUGCACACACAGUGUCUGGCUGCCAUUGUCUUCAUUUACUUUGCUGCACUCUCUCCAACUAUCACAUUUGGAGGGCUGCUAGGUGAGAAGACCAAUGGAAUGAUGGGAGUCAAAGAGCUCAUUAUUUCAACAUCUGCAAUAGGGGUUCUGUUUUCACUCCUUGCCGCCCAGCCACUGCUCAUUAUUGGAUUUUCAGGGCCUCUCCUGGUAUUUGAAGAAGCUUUUUACAAGUUUUGUCAAUCACAAGGAUUCGAGUAUCUGACAGGCCGUGUCUGGAUUGGAUUCUGGUUGAUCAUCAUCGUCUUCAUCAUAGUGGCAGCAGAGGGAAGCUUUAUGGUGCGGUACAUCUCAGCGUUCACCCAGGAAAUCUUUGCUUUUCUGAUUUCUCUCAUCUUCAUCUAUGAAACCUUCUAUAAACUAUUCCAGGUUUUUAAUGAACACCCUUUGUUGAAAUCCUAUCCUCCAAACUCACAAGGCCAAGGGAACAUCAAUCUCUCACAGGUGGCCCAGACAGCCGAGUCAUCUUUGGUGAUGCAGCCCAACACAGCCCUGCUGUCCCUUGUGCUCAUGCUGGGAACCUUUUUCAUUGCAUUUUUUCUAAGAAAGUUCAGAAACAGCAGGUUCCUUGGUGGAAAGGCUAGAAGAAUAAUUGGAGACUUUGGAAUUCCAAUUUCAUUACUUGUGACAGUAUUUGUAGACUAUUCUAUCACAGAUACAUAUACACAGAAGUUAAAUGUUCCCACUGGAUUUUCAGUAACAUCACCAAGUAAGCGAGACUGGUUCAUCCACCCUAUGGGCAACAGACAGCCAUUCCCAAUCUGGAUGAUGUUUGCCUCAGCAAUUCCAGCACUUUUAGUGUUUAUUCUCAUCUUCAUUGAAACCCAGAUCACUACCCUCAUAGUCAGCAAGAAGGAAAGAAAAUUGGUGAAGGGGUCUGGAUUUCAUUUGGACUUACUUUUGAUCGUGACGCUUGGAGCCAUUUGUCCUCUUUUUGGCCUGCCAUGGUUAACUGCUGCCACAGUUCGCUCAGUCACUCAUGUCAAUGCCUUGACUGUCAUGAGCAAAGCAACUGCCCCAGGAGAAAAGCCCAAAAUCAGGGAAGUCAAAGAACAGAGAGUUACAGGAAUGAUGGUAUCUGUCUUAGUGGGUUGCUCAAUGGUUAUGACAGAUGUUUUACAAUUAAUUCCCCUGGCUGUCCUUUUUGGAAUAUUUUUGUACAUGGGAAUAACAUCUCUCAGUGGAAUCCAGCUGUAUGAAAGACUGCUUCUUAUGUUCACUCCAUCAAAGCAUCACCCUGACCACAUUUAUGUUACUAAGGUAAAAACAUGGCGUAUGAACCUAUUUACCUGCAUACAGCUGUUCUGCAUUGUCAUUCUUUGGAUAGUGAAAUCGACUGUGGCUUCGUUGGCCUUCCCAUUUAUCCUCCUCAUGACUGUACCUCUGCGCAGAUUCAUUUUACCACGCAUUUUUGAAGACCGGGAGCUAAAAGCAUUGGAUUUUGAUGAUGCUUCUCCAAACUUUGAUGAAGAUGGCCAAGAUGAAUAUAAUGAACUACACAUGCCAGUGUAAAGUGCAGAACAACUCAAAGCAGACUGAGAACCACCAGCAGACAUCAAAGAAGAUGUCUUUUUUAAUGUUAAACAUUAGGAAAAAUGUAUAUGUAUUAAUGCAUGUAUGCAUAUUUUUGCACAUGUAGAAAAAAAAUUGAAAAGAUGCAUACAUGUGAGAAUUCAUAAGGAUUUAAGUAAUGCAUGAGCAAUCCCCAUUUAUUUGUAAACUUUAGGUUAUGACUGAAAAUGUAUGGAAUCUGAAAGGUAUGAAGUUUACAUAAGCCAAACUUGUAGUAAGUAAAGACCCGGUCUCUCCAUUAAAGAAAAGAUGUCAUAAAAUGACAGUGGGCACAAGUGCAAUACAAAACUUACAGAUUACGUGUGGAUCUGCUUUCAGCUCAUUCACUACAUGUAAGAGAUAUUAUGCUGCUUAAAAAAAAUAAAACGAAAGAUGGAUAAAUAUUCAUAAAAAUGAUACAGCAAGGCUUUUAAAGCAAUUUAUAUGUUAGAGAAAGUGCAUAAUUAUUUUGGUAAUACUUUGUUUUAAUUGUCUAAUAUAAUCAUAUAAUGGAAAUGACAUAAGCUAAUUUCAGUUCUCUUAAAUUAAUUUAUUUAAGCUAUUUUACUAUGUUAAAUGUAGAUUUGUAAAAAUGACACCUUUGAAUUUAACAACGGUAGCAAACAAUUUGUGAUUUUAUAAACUUGAGGCUGCAGGAUUGUGCUGUAGUUUCUCAGUUGUGUAUUUAACACUUUAAGGAGAUGGAUCCCAAUUAGGGAAACUUUGAGCUUGUUUUAGCACUCCCUGUCUGAGUACAUAAAUGAAGUGUUAAUCACUUACAAUAUAUAUAUAUUUAUUUUUUUUAAGAUGUCAUUUGUAGUUUAUUGUGGCACUCCUACAGACAUGGUGAUUUCCCAAUCGCCGUGAAUAAAGUUAUUCAUUUUCUCAGUAAUUAUGGAGUUAAUAUUGAACUUCAAAACAAUCAUUCAGUGAAGUUUAAGAAUUAAAAAAAAAUAAAUGCAUCAUUGUAUAAUUUA